CAGCUGCAUAUGCAAAUUCAUGCUCAUUCCCAAAAAAAAAAAAACAAAAAAAAGAUAAGACUCACUAGCAUGAAAGCAUGCUUCUUUCUUCCUGUUCUGCUUCUCUUCUCUCUUUCCUUCAAAGCUCAUCUCUGCAGAGGUUCAGAUACCAUCUUCCCAGGCCAGUCUCUUUCUGGAAACCAAACAAUCAGAUCUGAUGGCGGUACAUUUGAACUGGGCUUCUUCACUCCAGACAAUGGAAAUUUAGUCGUGCGAGGGAAUUCAAAUUCCUCCAGUGUGGCGUGGCAGAGUUUUGAUCACCCAACUGAUACAUGGCUGCCUGGUGGGAGGAUUGGAUACAGUAAGCUCACCAAUGAAAAGAUAUUUCUGACUCCAUGGAGAAAUCCAGAAAAUCCAGCACCUGGAAUUUUCUCCAUUGAGGUGGAACUGAAUGGAACAAGUCAUGUACUGCUAUGGAAUCAUACUAAAAUGUAUUGGAGUAGUGGGGAGUGGACUGGCAAGAACUUUGUCAAUGCUCCUGAAAUAGAAAGAGACUAUUACAUUAAAAAUUACAGGUAUGUGAGGACAGAGAAUGAAAGUUAUUUCACCUAUGAUGCUGGUGUCCCUACGGCUGUCACUAGACUCCUGGUGGAUUACACUGGGCAGUUCAAGCAGUUUGUUUGGGGAAAAGACUUCACGCAGUGGACUAUCUUAUGGAUGCGGCCGACACUACAAUGUGAAGUCUAUGGUUUCUGCGGAGCUUUCAGUAGCUGCAAUACUCAAAAGGAACCUCUUUGUGAGUGUAUGCAAGGCUUUGAACCCACUAUGCUUAAAGAUUGGCAAUUGGAAGACCAUUCAGAUGGGUGUGUGAGGAAGACCCCUCUGCAAUGUGGAAAUGGAGGAAAUGACACCUUUUUUGUGAUUUCCAAUACAGCCUUUCCAGUUGAUCCAGAGAAGUUGACAGUUCCGAAGCCUGAGGAAUGUGAAAAAACUUGCUUGAGCAAUUGUUCUUGCACUGCAUAUGCUUAUGAUAAUGGGUGUUUGAUCUGGAAAGGAGCUCUCUUUAAUCUACAAAAGCUCCAUGCUGAUGAUGAGGGUGGAAGAGAUUUCCAUGUGCGAAUUGCAGCAUCUGAGCUGGGGGAAACUGGAACAAAUGCCACUAGAGCGAAGACCACAAGGGAGAAGGUCACUUGGAUUCUCAUUGGAACAAUUGGAGGGUUCUUUCUGGUCUUUAGUAUUGUUCUCAUUCUUCUCCACAGGAGACAGAGGCGAACCUUCGGUCCACUUGGGGCAGGUGACAAUUCUUUGGUGCUUUUUAAGUACAAAGAUCUACAAAGUGCAACAAAGAACUUCUCAGAAAAACUUGGGGAAGGAGCAUUUGGUUCUGUUUUCAAAGGCACAUUGCCCAAUUCAGCUGCCAUAGCAGUGAAGAAACUUAAAAACCUAAUGCAAGAAGAGAAGCAAUUCCGUACAGAAGUGAGAAGCAUGGGAACAAUACAACACGCUAAUCUUGUCCGCCUUCGAGGAUUCUGUGCAAAAGCUUCAAAAAGAUGUCUAGUCUUUGAUUACAUGCCCAAUGGUUCCCUAGAAUCUCACUUGUUUCAAAGGGAUUCCAAGACUCUUGAUUGGAAAACAAGAUACAGCAUUGCAAUUGGGACUGCUAGAGGAUUGGCUUACCUCCAUGAGAAAUGCAGAGACUGCAUCAUACAUUGUGACAUCAAGCCUGAGAACAUUUUGCUGGACACUGAAUUCAACCCAAAAGUGGCUGAUUUCGGUCUUGCAAAGCUUAUGGGACGAGACUUUAGCCGGGUUUUGACAACAAUGAGAGGAACCAUAGGCUACCUUGCACCAGAAUGGCUUUCAGGUGAAGCUAUCACACCAAAAGCUGAUGUUUUCAGCUACGGAAUGCUCCUUCUUGAGAUUAUAUCAGGAAGGAGAAACAGAAACCUGUUAGAUGAUGGGACAAAUGAUUACUAUCCCAAUCGGGCUGCCAAUACGGUGAACAGAGGGCACAAUUUUCUUACCUUGUUAGAUAAAAGGCUAGAGGGUAAUGCCGAUAUGGAAGACCUGACUAGAGCCUGCAAGGUUGCCUGUUGGUGCAUUCAAGAUGAUGAGAAGGACAGGCCAACCAUGGGGCAGAUAGUUCGAGUUCUGGAAGGAGUCUAUGAAAUGGGCACACCUCCAAUCCCUUGUUUUUUCCAGCAAUUUUUCCCAAGAAAUACAGCUGACAGCGCCAUUAUUUACCAGGAGGUUUCUUCCAGCUCAAACUCAUACCUCAGCAUGAGUUUGAAAUAAAGGUCUAUGCCCUCUUUGCGAUUCAGAUAACAGAAACACUACGAUCAUCAAUCUCAAUACUUGGCCAACUAUUAUCCAAGAUUUGCUGCAUGUAAUUUUUCAUCCUAUUUUGGAAAGAUGUAUGUAUCAUUGCUUAUUGCAAAGGGCUUUGGUACUGAAUCUUUUACUUGAAAGACAAUAUACCAUCCAUAAACGUUACCAGUUCUGCUGUUU
This is a messenger RNA of Vitis vinifera (wine grape), 2487 nucleotides long. Its product is annotated as G-type lectin S-receptor-like serine/threonine-protein kinase At2g19130. Gene Ontology annotation, molecular function: protein serine/threonine kinase activity; ATP binding. Lineage: Eukaryota; Viridiplantae; Streptophyta; Magnoliopsida; Vitales; Vitaceae. The record is from RefSeq and is a predicted model, not a curated record. The coding region runs from base 10 to 2274 and encodes 754 amino acids. Gene Ontology annotation, biological process: protein phosphorylation; recognition of pollen. The transcript is spliced from 2 exons.